GUCAGAGCCCCCAGGAGCACAGCUCUGCAGAAGCAGCUGGGGUGUUCUAGGACACAGUUUCUCUGCAGAGCAUCUUUAGACCAAGCGCCUCUCCAUGUCCCCAGGCUCCACAUGAUGGACAUUUGCAUCUCAGUUUCCAUUGCCUCUGAGCCGCUUCAGCAAUUGCCGUGAAGCGUGCCCUUGCCUGCCGCUGACCUACAGCAGCCCUUGCCGGAGCUGGCCAGCUCUCUGUCCCAGAUCAUGGGCAGCACAACCCCUCCUGACCUGGAGCUGCCCCAGCGGCUGGGCCCCCGACCCAAGAAGACCCCCAAGAGCCCCAGAGAAGAACAGCUGCACCUGCUGAGCAGCCUAGCCCCUGUACAGACCCUGGCCAGGAUCAUCCAGCCUUGCUAUGGCCCCCACCAGCGGCAAAAGUUCCUGGUGACUGCUCAAGGGGACAUCGUGUGUACAGGCUCAGCCGCCGCCAUCCUCCGGGCACUGCAGCUGGAGCACCCUGCAGCCCGGCUUGUCCGGGAAGCAGCCCAGGCCCAGGCCGAGAGCAUCGGGGAUGGCGCUGCCUUUGUGGUCCUGCUGGCAGAAGCACUGCUGGAGCAGGCUGAGCUCCUGCUCAGAGCGGGCCUGGCCCGCACCCAGCUCCGGGAGGCCUACAGCACAGCCCUGGCAGAAGUCCUGGCCACGCUGCCUUCCUUGGCCAUCCGGGCCCUGGGGCCUUUGGAGGACCCCUCCUGGGCCCUCUGCUCUGUAAUGAACACGCACAGCCUGGCCCACUCAGACUACCUAGCCAAGCUGGUAGCCAGCGCGUGCUGGACCAGCAAAGAGCCUGGUGGCAGCUUUAAGCCCGAGCGCAUUGGGGUAUGCGCCCUGCACGGGGGCACGCUGUGGGACUCCUGCCUCCUCCCAGGACUCGUCACAGCUAUGAGGCCCUGUGGCCAAGUGACCGCGGUGCUAUCAGGGGCCAGGGUGGCCCUAUUCUUGUGCCCCUUUGGUCCUGCCAGGCCCAGUGCCCCUGCAACUGCCUGUCUCUGCAGUCUUGAGGACUUCCUUAUGUCCAAGAGAGAAAGCAGUGGACUCAUAGAAAAGCAGGUGGGCCAGCUGGCAGAUGCGGACAUCAGUGUAGCUGUGGUGUGGGGAGACGUAGACGCGGAGGCCCUUGCACUGGCUGACCAGCGGGGCAUCAUGGUGAUUCGGGCUGAAUCUCGGCGGGAAAUCGUGUACCUCAGUGAGGUGCUCAGCACCCCGCUCCUGACAAGUCUGCUGCCUCCACUGAAGCCGGGGCGGUGCCAGGGGGUUCACUUGCUGAAGCUGGGGGACCGCGAGGCCAUGGUGUUUGAGUGGGAGCAUGCAGGCGCCCCUGUCCUCACCGUGGUCCUCCGGGGAGCCACGGCUGAGGUGCUGCGGGGCGCAGAGGAGGCCGUCUACCAGGGCAUCGACACCUAUGCCCAGCUCUGUGAGGACCCCAGGCUGCUGCCAGGAGCCGGCUCCACGGAGAUGGCUCUGGCCAGGGUGCUCUCAGAGAAGGGGGGCAAGCUGGCUGGGCCCGAGGGGCCCGCUUUCCUGGCUUUCGCCCGAGCACUGAGGUCUCUCCCUAAAGCCUUGGCAGAGAACGCAGGCUUGGCUGUGCCACACAUGAUGGCAGAAAUGAGUGGCACCCACGAAGCAGGGAACUUCCUGGUGGGAGUGGGAAGUGAAGGGAUACUAAAUGUCGACCAGGAAGGGGUGUGGGACCCCCUCACAGCCAAAGCCCAAGGCCUCCGAGCAGCGGUGGAGGUGGUGCUGACGCUCCUCACCGUGGAUGAGUUUGUCCUGGCCAAGGCAAACCCACGCCCCCAGCAGACCUCAAACCCAGACUUUGUGAAGCCAACAGGAAGCCUGCCUCCACCCGCCCGUCACAGGGUGAGCUCGGACUGUAAGACACGCACAACUCAGGCCAGGAGUGAAUUCCCCAGGAGCGCCUGGUCCUUGCUGCGGGGACUGCUGGCGGUGCCACCGCCAUGUCCCCGGCGCUUCGAGGCCUCGGGCCUGGUCUGGGCUCCAGGUCGAUGCGAGGGACCCGGCUCUGGCUCCGUCGCGCAGCCGAGCGGCGGCUACGUCGGUCUUCUCUACCCUGCCUCGGCCGGAGCCCCGCGCCCCGGGCCGGAUCGGGGAAGGGACGUGGCCGGGGCGGAGGAGGCGGCUGGGGAGGGGCGGCUCGCCGCCGCGUUUCUGGGGCGGGACUAG
Molecule: messenger RNA, 2217 nt
Organism: Octodon degus (degu)
Lineage: Eukaryota; Metazoa; Chordata; Mammalia; Rodentia; Octodontidae
Gene: Cct8l2
Product: chaperonin containing TCP1 subunit 8 like 2
Exons: 2
Coding region: 241-2217 (658 amino acids)
Biological process (GO): protein folding
Cellular component (GO): chaperonin-containing T-complex
Molecular function (GO): ATP-dependent protein folding chaperone; ATP binding
Source: RefSeq, a predicted model, not a curated record